AUGAACAAGGUGAAUGUGUACAACAAGGGUUGCUUGAGGAACUUCCUGGAAGUGUUCUGCAGCAAGACCAAGCCUUCCAGGAUCAAUUUCCGGGCUUACGUACAAGAAGAGCAGCAGACGCAGCAGCAACAACAACAUUGUUUCCCAGCGAUGCAGGUAAGGGAAGCAGCGAAUCGAGAGAGUGGAGAUGGUGGGGAUGAUCGUCGGGUGAAGGUGGAGGACAACUUGGAGAUCGAUAAGGACUUCAUGAAGAUCUCAGAGAGGCAUAUUGCCAUAGAAGAUGGAGCAUAA
Linum trigynum is the source of this 291-nucleotide messenger RNA. The record is from the annotation of a GenBank genome assembly. Lineage: Eukaryota; Viridiplantae; Streptophyta; Magnoliopsida; Malpighiales; Linaceae.